Molecule: messenger RNA, 565 nt
Organism: Cokeromyces recurvatus
Lineage: Eukaryota; Fungi; Mucoromycota; Mucoromycetes; Mucorales; Mucoraceae
Product: HRDC-like protein
Exons: 3
Coding region: 25-483 (152 amino acids)
Biological process (GO): transcription initiation at RNA polymerase III promoter
Cellular component (GO): RNA polymerase III complex
Molecular function (GO): nucleotide binding
Source: RefSeq, a predicted model, not a curated record
CCUAAUUUUUUAUUAUAAUCUAACAUGCAAAUCAAAUCAGUAAGAUCAGCAUUAAUAACUAAUUACGAAGUAUUAAGACUUUUAGAAGAAUGUCAAGAAGCACAAAUGCGAGAUCAAAAAUUAGAUCCUACGAUAGAAUAUCCUGAACAUUUACGAACAAUUCAAUAUGAAUUAACAGAAUAUUUAAGGCAAUCACCAGUAAAUACACAGACACCGGAUCAGAUAUCGAAUUUUUUACAAGCAUUAUCUAAAUAUGACUUGACAAAAGCAGAAAAAUUACAAAUCUUAAACCUUCGACCAAAAAGUACAGUUGAAAUAUACUUGAUUAUUGAAGAAUGUGAGGAACGUUUUAGUGAAGAAGAUUUAGAGGAUAUGAUUAACUGUGUUGUUACAACAUUACCUAGAGAUGAUGAUUAUGUAGAAGAAGAGGAACAACAAGAGGAACAACAAGAGGAAGAUGCAAUGGAGGAAGAGGAAUAUUGAUAGUCUAUUUAAUGUACAACGUGACACACCUUAUCUUUUUUUUUCUUUUGUAAAAUAAAAAGCCCUCCUACAUUUCCCUUUU